Molecule: messenger RNA, 2279 nt
Organism: Etheostoma spectabile (orangethroat darter)
Lineage: Eukaryota; Metazoa; Chordata; Actinopteri; Perciformes; Percidae
Product: dual specificity protein phosphatase 18
Exons: 2
Coding region: 304-849 (181 amino acids)
Biological process (GO): peptidyl-tyrosine dephosphorylation
Cellular component (GO): cytoplasm
Molecular function (GO): protein tyrosine phosphatase activity; MAP kinase tyrosine/serine/threonine phosphatase activity
Source: RefSeq, a predicted model, not a curated record
CGGGUUUGCUGAAGGAAUGUCCCGCCCCACUCUGCAUCUGAUUGGUUUUCCCGAUAUUCUGAUACACUGACCCUAACCAAUCACACUCCUCAUGCCUAAACCUAACGUCUCCAACCAACAAAGGCAACGAGUGUUAGCCAAUCAGAUGCGGAGUAGGGCGGGACAUUCCUUCCACAUCCAAGGAAACGAAAAUUGACUUCCUCCUGCGUUGUCUUCCUUAGCUUGUCGCGCGGAGGUUUGACUGUGGCACGCACAGCAUUUCGGUAAGACACCUGUGUUGCGGUGGUAAAGUCCUCGUCGUGUAUGCAUCAGUCGGGUCUCGCGGGUCUUGCAGGCCUGUGCCGAGUCACCGACCAUCUCUAUCUCAGUAACGGCAGAGCGGCUAGUGACGCCUCCCAGGUGGCUCGGUGCAAGAUCGCGUGCAUCGUGAACGUGACUGAGACCAGGAGCCGCCGCCCUCUUCACCCCGGGGUGGAGUACGUGCACAUCCCGCUCCCGGACUCCCCGGUGUCCCCCCUCAGCGACCACUUCGACGAAGUUGCGGAUAAGAUCCAGCAGACCGCGGAGCGCGGGGGCCGCACGCUCGUGCACUGCAACGCGGGGGUGAGCCGCUCCGCCUCGCUGUGCAUGGCCUACCUGAUGAAGCACCGCGGGGUGCCCCUGCUGGAGGCCCACAGGUGGGUGAGGGCGUCCCGGCCCGUCGUGAGGCCGAACAACGGCUUCUGGAAGCAGCUCAUCCGGUACGAGGUGGAGCUCCGGGGGUGCGCCUCCGUCCGGAUGGUGUCCUCCUGCAUGGGGGAGCUGCCAGACCUUUAUGAACACGAAACCAGAAACAUGAUGCCGCUGUGAAGAAGCCACUGCACUGCUGUGUGAAUAUGUUUAUGGGCAUUCAUAUGUUGUUUUGUGUGUCGCAUGUGCAGAGAUGAAAGGGCUGUUUCGGGGGUCGUUUAUUUACUUUAUUGAAAUUGUCUUUUUUUUCGAAGAUGAAAAGAUCGAACAUUUUUAAAGAAGCAUCGUCAAUAUAGUAACCUGGACAAAGAGAAAAUCAUAAACUUAAAAAUAAAAGAAAAAAUUAAGUUAAAAACGUUCAAAGCGUCUUAAGAAGAAAACAGUUUUUACAAAAAAAGCAAAAGUGUCAAGCAACUAGAAUUCCCCAAAAAAUCAUAGAAGUCCAAAAAUCGAUUCAUAGAUAUGUGUUUUUAAAAUUGUUUGUUGUUGCAUGUCUACUGCAAUCACAUAUAUAGAUAGAUACGUAAUUGGACCCCCCAGGGGAAAUUAAAGGUCCCUAUAGUUCACAGACAUUAUAACAGGAUGUUAACAUAACAAACACCCACAUGAGUAAUAUGGAAAUGAAUGAAUAUAUAGAUAUAUCAAAAAUUGGUGUCUGUCUUGUGUAUCUGUUUUUUAUGGCCCGUGAGUCUAAUAACAAAGGAUGAAGAACAUAAUGACUAUGCAUACAUACAUGCAUGGAGAAAAAAAAAUAAUAACUACAAUCGCAUGCUCGUAAAUAACAUCGUGAUAUUUGAGUUUCUCCAUGUGACCCAGCCCUGGUAGAGAGCUUAACCCUUGUGUUGUCUUCCUGUCAACCAUGGUCACUUUUCUUUUCAAUAUUGUUAUCACUUUUUCCAACAUUUUUGUCACUUUUUCAAUGUUUUGGGUGCAUUUUUUUGACGAUUUUUUUUUUUUUUUUUUCCCAAAUAUUUUUUAAUAUUUUUAAUGUUGUCUUAUUUCGUCGGCCCAUUUUAUGUGACAAAAAUAAAAUAAAAAAUUAACUGAAAACGGGUCAAUUUGGCCCAAGGACAACAUGAGGGUUAAUAAACACAAGACUCCAAGAAUCCACUAGACGUCAUAGGUCUCAUAGGUUUCAUAAAGGUAAAGAUAUCCAAUAUUUCACAAAAAUACACUGUCUGCUUUUCAAAAAGGCCCCAAAACCUACCUUGUGUUUUUAUUUACCUCGCAGUUGUUUUACUCUUGUUGUCUUUAUUCAAUUGUUUUUAUUUGUAUCCUACGUAAAGCAUCUUUGACAUGUUCCAUAUAUAAAUCUACGGUUUUAUUAUUAAAAACAAAUCAGAGUUUAUUCUUCUUUUCUGCAUUAAUCAUCUCACAACCGGUUAGUUAUCUUGGUGGGACCCUUUGGAGGGACCUGAGCCUCAGGUUGGGAACCACUGGAAUGUUUUGUUAGUUGAAAGAAAAUAUCAGCAGAAAAAUGCACUUUAAACUGUCAUUACACAUAUAUAUAUGUGUGUGUAUAUAUAUACAUAUGUGUGUAUAUGUGUGUG